This is a messenger RNA of Vitrella brassicaformis, 1204 nucleotides long. The record is from the annotation of a GenBank genome assembly. Lineage: Eukaryota; Vitrellaceae.
AUGACCCAGGGCGGCUACAUGUGGCUGGGCCGACAAGAGACAUCGCGAGCAAAGCGGAAGCCUUUCUUCCGUGCAGACGGCAAGACAUUCAUCGGACACGUCCCCUUCAGCGGCCAAGAGACGUAAGUAAGGCAGGGCUUUCUGCUGGUGGCCCUCGGGGCGGGCCAGCCAUCAAGAGCAUGCCGAUACAUACACCUUGUUCAACCUACUCAGCUUUUCCUAUCGUGUUCAGGUACCCGUUUAAAGGGCCCCUGUCAGCCAUCCCUGACCCACACAAGUGGCACAUCUACGGGUACGAAGCCAACGAUCAGUACUGGGCUUUCUAUCUCGAUGGCGAGCUCAUGUACGGCGGCAAGAGGCAAAUCAUCGACGUCCGUGACAUACACGCGCUGCCAAACUUCCACUGCCAAGUAAGUGAGGCAGUGCGGCAGUCAGGUCGAUCGAGGGCCCGACAGACAGACAGACAGACAGACAGACACCCACACGUAUUUGUGUAUGUGUGGAUGCACCCAUCCGUCCGUCCGUCCGUCCGUCCUCGAAUCAGCACUUCCUGAUGCUAAAUGUGCUGGCCACCAAGGGGCCGUCUUUGCGUGACGGCAUCGAGCCUAGCGGUCGCAUGGACGUGGACUGGGUCAGGUGCUACUCGUACAAUGACGAAGUGGGGGCGGCCUCGUCGCACAUCUGGCGGCUCUGGCAGACCUACCCUCGAGUGCUGCCCGACUGCGUCACCGGUGCGGACAUCGGCAUACACAGACCCAUUGUCUCGGAACAACACACAUGUCGUCUCGUUGCCAUGUGUGUCUGAUGCUCGCAGACCCCAUGCGUGAGAGUGACCGGUGGAGGAAAUGGCCCAACGGCAGCUGCAGGUAAGUCGGACACACAGGAGCCAGCCAGCCUGCCAUGCCCCUGGCAUACAGUCACUCGUAUUAUCCAUGUAUGUAUGUAUGGGGGUGUGUGUGCGUGUAGGUGGCACGACGUGGUCAUCAAUGGGGGCGGCAGCGGUGCUGGCGAGACAGACGAGGGGAGCCAGCUGACGGCUGCUGCCGCGAUGCGACAUUUGUGGACGGAGACCGGCCUUAUGGCCGAAGAUAUUGCACCCAUUUGCCUUGCGCUGCGGGACAGGGAGGCCGGCGAGCGGCCUGCGAAUUUGGGCAACGCGUCGUGGGUGCCUCUGGCUUAUGCCGCCUGUGCUAGUAUGGCAUGA